This is a messenger RNA of Symphalangus syndactylus (siamang), 4556 nucleotides long. RefSeq names its product TGFB induced factor homeobox 2 (gene TGIF2). Gene Ontology annotation, molecular function: DNA binding. Lineage: Eukaryota; Metazoa; Chordata; Mammalia; Primates; Hylobatidae. Gene Ontology annotation, biological process: regulation of DNA-templated transcription. The record is from RefSeq and is a predicted model, not a curated record.
CAGUUGUUCGUGCUAGGCCUGGGGUCUGUAAGCUGUGCGUGUGAGUGCUGUAUGUGUCGGUGAAAACCCUAGGGUUUGUAGGGCUUGAGCGAUGAGUUCGGGCCAGUUAUCCUAGCGCUGUUGGUUAAUUGCCUGGCGUGAGUGUGUCUGGGUGCGGUGUGGGGUGCAUAUGUGGGAAGCCUCCCAGACUAUAGAUGGCCCUGGGUUUCGGAACACCGAGGUGGAGAAGUUUGUGUAGACUGAGGGGUCAUUCCCCAGGGCCCACCCGGGGAACCCUGCAGACAGACUUGGCUGGCAGCCAGGGUGGAAUUUGUACAGAUAACCUUGAGUAAACUUCUCACAGCCGGCCAGGGCUGCAUCACUGAGCCCAGAUCCCAGCUGCCCUGGUCACCUAGAAAUGGCUGUCUGACCUCAGAAAGCAGCCUGCAGUGGUGCUCUCUGAGGAGUGGCACGUCUAACCAGUGCCUGUCUCACCUCCAGGUGGCCUGACUGAAAGGGUAGACCCUUCCCUCGAAAGCCUGGCCUAGCCAGCCCAGAGAUCUGGGCUCAGGUCCAAGAAGAGGAAACAAAACCUGGGAGAUGCCAGAGUCUGUUGGCCGGCCUGCUGGGGAGCUGUUAAAAGGCUGAGAAGGGAGGAGCCUUGAGAUCCUGGCAUCAGCCUGGCCUAGAACUUUUGCUUUUAAAAUGAAAAUCUGACUGGGCGCGGAGGCUCACGCCUGUAAUGCCAGCACUUUGGGAGGCCGAGGCGGGCGGAUCACCUGAGGUCAGGAGUUGGAGACUAGCCUGGCCGACAUGGCAAAACUCUGUCUCUACCAAAAAUACAAAAAAAAAAAAAAAAUUAGCUAGAUGUGGUGGCACACACCUGUAAUCCCAGCUGUUCGGGAGGCUGAGGCAGGAUAAUUGCUUGAACCCGGGAGACGGAGGUUGCGGUGAGCCAAGAUUGCGCCACUGCACUCUAGCCUGGGCUACAGAGCGAGACUCCAUCUCAAAAAAAAAAAAAAAAAAGAGAAAAUCUUCGUUGCAUGUGUGAAACAGAACUUUGUCCAGGGGCUGAGCAGCUGAGUUGGGUUAUCUAGGGAAAAUCCUUCCUUCAUUUGACAGGUGAAGAGGGGACUCAAGCCCAGAGAGGGGAGGAUCCUUGCCCAAGGUUACAGUGCCAAGUGGAGGGUGCGCCUUGCUCAUUCAUCUAGAUUUUGAGUGGUUGAGUCUAGGACCAGGCCAAAGGGGCCUGACAAAGGAGAAUGUCCAAGAAGCAACCAGUAGAGAAAUGACUCAACUCUCUCACUGCAAGGUUUACCCAAGGUCCAGCCUAGCCCCUAGGCACCAUGUCGGACAGUGAUCUAGGUGAGGACGAAGGCCUCCUCUCUCUGGCGGGCAAAAGGAAGCGCAGGGGGAACCUGCCCAAGGAGUCGGUGAAGAUCCUCCGGGACUGGCUGUACUUGCACCGCUACAACGCCUACCCCUCAGAGCAGGAGAAGCUGAGCCUUUCUGGACAGACCAACCUGUCAGUGCUGCAAAUAUGUAACUGGUUCAUCAAUGCCCGGCGGCGGCUUCUCCCAGACAUGCUUCGGAAGGAUGGCAAAGACCCUAAUCAGUUUACCAUUUCCCGCCGCGGGGGUAAGGCCUCAGAUGUGGCCCUCCCCCGUGGCAGCAGCCCCUCAGUGCUGGCUGUGUCUGUCCCAGCCCCCACCAAUGUGCUCUCCCUGUCUGUGUGCUCCAUGCCGCUUCACUCAGGCCAGGGGGAAAAGCCAGCAGCCCCUUUCCCGCGUGGGGAGCUGGAGUCUCCCAAGCCCCUGGUGACCCCUGGUAGCACACUUACUCUGCUGACCAGGGCUGAGGCUGGAAGCCCCACAGGUGGACUCUUCAACACGCCACCACCCACACCCCCAGAGCAGGACAAAGAGGACUUCAGCAGCUUCCAGCUGCUGGUGGAGGUGGCGCUACAGAGGGCUGCUGAGAUGGAGCUUCAGAAGCAGCAGGACCCAUCACUCCCAUUACUGCACACUCCCAUCCCUUUAGUCUCUGAAAAUCCCCAGUAGGCAUCUGCCAAGAAGGGUGCUCAAGGCUCAAGCCAGCUGUCCUGGGUUUCCGUUUUGGUUCCCUUUCAUACAGAGGGUUUUCUAUGGAUCACUGCUAAACAUUGGGAUCGUCUCCUCUGUCCAGAGGUCUUCAGCAGGAAGACGCCAGCUGGCAUCACUGCACUGUGUUGGGGGCCCUCUCCCCUGCUGACUCUGCCGUUUCUCCAGGCCUCCCCUCAGUGAUGAGACCAAGAGAUCGGAGACAAGCAUGGUGCUGCUGCUGCUGCUGCUUCUCCAGAAAAUCCCUGGGACACCUUUGUUCCAGCCUGGUUUCCUGGGCUGGGCUCAGGAAAGCUGCCAAAUUCAGUCCUAUGUUGGGUCCAAGCUGCCCCUGUGCUGUUUCUGUCAAGCCAGGUGUGGACAUUCCAAGUUCAUAUGCAUGAACAAAAGAAAAGAGGAACCCAGUGGAUGUAACAGAACCGACUCCAGUUGAAUGUUUAGAUUUUUGCUAAACUGUUUUCUUUUGCCCUUUUUUGCUGUGGUUUGCAUUCACAGCAGUAGUUAGCCCAGGUGUGGGGAACGAGAGUGCACUGCAUGAUAGCAUUCUGGUGAGCUGGGAAGGACCCACCACUGCCACUGGGGAUUGUUUUGCAAGAAAGGAAUAUUUUUAUUGUGGGGACCAGCUAAGUCUCUGCAGUAGUGUGAAAUUUCAAAUGGUUGUUUUAUCGUUGGUUUGGUUUACCAAAAAAAAGGCAGGAGAAAAAAAACAACCGUAUGAGCGCAUUGGCUUUUCUGCCGCAGGCACAGAAGGGUAGGAAGCCACAGCAGGGGGCAGUCCAGCAGACUCUGACUCAACUUUCUAGGCACCUAGCAGAGAAAGAUGGUAAGAUCAAAAGGUGUUUGGUUUUUCUUUUAAUUUUUAUUGUAGUUUUUUUGGGGGGGUGGGGGAAGUAAACUAGACUGAAGCGAUGGAUUUUUUUUUUUCUUUAAUGUUUUUCCCUUUGUUCUUGAACACUUUUGCCCUGCAGCCUGAGUUUUGAAUUCUUUUAGGAACUUGGAUUAGAGGGGCCCAUAUGUCAGAAGCUCCCAGCACCUCCUGCUUGGGAGAAAAGUGAGCCAUCUGCUGGUCAGGAAGUCCUCCAGAGAGGCAGCUUUUCCCACAAUGGUGGCAGGAAACUUUGGGGAAAGCAGGAAUGGUGUCCACUGCUGCCGAGGAACUGUCUUCAGAGAAGGCGGGGCUGGAAAAGGGUUAGAAGCCUCCUAGCUGGGGUUGUCUUUGUUUCACCUUUCUUUAAAUUAAGAGUUACAGAGGCCCCUGCCCAGUGAACAGAUCACAAUUGGUCUUAUGCUCCUCCCUCUCCCCCAUUUUUUCUUUUGCUGUUUUGUUUUUUGUUUUUUGUUUGUUUUUUUGAAACAGAGUCGCACUCUGUCACCCAGGCUGGAGUGCAGUGGUGCGAUCUCAGCUCACUGCAACCUCCGCCUCCUGGGUUCAAGCAAUUAUUUGCCUCAGCCUCCCGAGUAGCUGGGAUUAUAGGCACCUGCCACCAUGCCUGGCUAGUUUUUGUAUUUUUAGUAGAGACAGGGUUUCACCAUCUUGGCCAGGCUGGUCUUGAACUCCUGACCUCGUGAGCCACCACGCCCAGCCUCUUUUGCUGUUUCAUUGCUGACAGUGUUCGACAACAAUAUGCCCCAUCUUUAUAUAUCCUAAGAAACACUAAUCCUAGGUUAUUGUUAGCCAAAAUAUUUUUGUCCUGAGUAGCGUCACUGGGCCAAAAGAUAGAUCAGGACCACAGCCUUUAGUUUCCUGAAAUCACCAGGUCAGGCACAAGGAGAAGUUCCUGGAUACUGACUAACUUGGGUGGUUCUAGCCAGGAGAAAGACAGUAACAUGUGUUCUGUACUUUCUGGGAAGAUCCCUGAAGCCAUCACAGAGGCUCCCCAACUUCUGAGUCGCCCAUCUGUUGCUGUGGGAGUGUGAACUGAUUGCUGAAGGAGAGGAAGCUUUGCUCUCUCUAGGUGGGCAAGUUUCCUGGGCUCUCUGUGUUGCCUCCCUCUGGCUUCUUCCUCCCGUGCCCUCUCCCCGUGUGCCCUAGGGGGAUCAGGGAUCCUCACCCUCCUGAGGCCCAGUGGGGAAGAACGAACAUGGCUUCGUCCAGGUUAACUGAAGCUGCCAUUUGCCCAGCCUCUUCCAUCCCAGCGCUGUCAGUGAGCCCAGGUCUGGUGCAACUGCUGCAGGAUGCCUGUAGUAGAGAACUCUGGAAGUGUAUUGGGCUGAGGUGGGAUUUUCCCUCCCCACAGUGCACUGAGCAGUGGAGGGUGGUGAGGGGUGAGGGAGCCAUGCUGCUGAAUUCUGGUUGGCAUUUCCCCAUUAUGUAAAAUGGGGUGUUGGGGUGGGGCAGACUCUGCUUGGGUUUGUUUGUAAGAUAAACCUGGAGGAGAAGCACAGUUGUCCCAUUGAAUUAUUUGAGCAAAAACUACUGUAAAUAACUUUUUUGUCUUUUGUCAAAUAAAAUUGUUUUUUUGUUUUUUUAAGCAGAAA